This is a messenger RNA of Ruditapes philippinarum (Manila clam), 1756 nucleotides long. RefSeq lists its product as uncharacterized. The record is from RefSeq and is a predicted model, not a curated record. The transcript has 9 exons. Bases 220 to 1500 code for a protein of 426 amino acids. NCBI's taxonomy places the organism in Eukaryota, Metazoa, Mollusca, Bivalvia, Venerida, Veneridae.
UAUAUAUCAUAUAUAAACGUAUCGAUAUCUUUCUCAUUGUUAAUACAUUAGUGAUUGUGGUAAUAAGGGGACAGAUAUCAAAUCGGUAUACCUUUAAACGUAAAUUUAACUAUGCGCUAAUUUUAGAUAAAACUCCGGUAUGUAUCUUACACUAUUAUAUUUCAACAAAGUCGUGCUUGUGAAACGUUUAUUUGUUUGGUUAUUUUUAAACAUGGUAUUAUGAUUUUGGAUUUUAUAUUGAGCUUAUUAUUAUUCAUUAUACAAAUAUCAGGUUAUAUAUGUUCCGAAAAUGAACUGCAUAAUGUUACUAAUUGGACCGAUGCAGUUGAGAAAUGUGAGUUAGCCACGCCUGAUAUAACAUUAGAUGCCAAUGGUUAUAGAGCAGAAGUUCAGGAUGACGAAUGGAAUGGUCAAGUGUGGACUGGAUAUUACAUGACGAAUUUAUACUUUGAUUAUAUUGGUUGUGUACAGGUUUUCCAAAGGGAAGCAAAUUUUAUGAAUCAAAGAAAUACACCUGGGACAUGCCACACUGCGUGUGGAACAUCCAAGAUAGGCCUAACAGGAGAUGAGUGUUAUUGUUUAGACAACGACCAGUUUGUUAAUAAUAUGCAGCCAUAUUGUAACACGUCGUGCGACUCUCGGGAUGGCGUAGUUUGUGGCGGGAAUCAACAUAUGUCAGUAUAUAGAAUAACCAACGUGUCGGGUGAUAUAAGCGACGGUAAUAUAGAGAAUGGCUGCCUCGGUGUCGAAUAUCAGUAUGUAUCUAAGAUAUUUAAAUUGAAAAACUGCAGUGAGUUUAUGCGACCCCUCUGUUUGUACACUGGUUUAGAGAAAAGUACAAAUGGUAGACAUUACCCAUGGACAACAGCGGCGUUUAGAUGCUUCGAGCAUGACACGAUCCCAAUAUCUUAUACGUCAGCUUCAAAGUUUAAAACUGUUCUCACCGGAAUAUACUGGACAGGAACCAUUAGAAGCCAAGUUAUUCAUAAAUAUGAUGGUGAACUAGAAGAAGGCAGUAAUAUCAGCUACGGGUAUCUAGCAAAGAACGAAAACAAUGUCACUGUCCUCCUGUUUUCUGAAAACAACAAAAAGAUGGGAAGACUAUGUAAGGAAGAAAGAGCACAGGAUAUCCAACGGCCAGCUUUUGUGUACGUUUUUGUGGCUAUUCUGGUAGUUUUAUUCAUCGUUGGUAUCAUCGUAGCAGUUGUCAUCUGGAAAAAGAGAAAGUCAACGCAAGAGGCACCAGUCAGACAAGCAAGCAGUCAGAAUCACUACAUAACACCACUAUUUAAGAAAGAGGACGAUUAUAUUUAUUCAGAAGUAGUUGAAAUGGGUGAGAAAGAAACAAAUAAGUUUAUAGGGGAUGACGGUUAUGAAAUGCCUGUAAUGAAAUCAAGUUCCAUUUAUUCGGAAGUUGUUGAAACGGAUAAGAAAGAAACACAAUUUUUGACAGGCGAUGGCGAUUAUGAAAUUCCUCUUAAGAAAACAAGUUUAAAUUGAUAAUAAUAUUAGUUGUUAAAUUAAAACCGAUAUGACUUGAUAUAUUUUGUGUAUAUCUAUAUUGACUUCUCAGAAAUGAAUACAUUUGAGCCGCGUCACGACAAAACCAACAUAGUGCGUUUGCGACCAGCAUGGAUCCAGACCAGUCUGCGCAUUCGCACAGUCUGAUCAGGAUCCAUGCUGUUCGCUUACCAACUCUAUUACAAGUAGAGAAACUGAUAGCGAACAGCAUGGAUCCUGAUCAGACUGCGCGGAU